UCAGAACCAGCAGUCACCCCUGAAGCUCAUGUUGGGGAAAAGAGAGGAUUUCCAGAAGAUGACAGUGAAGAGACCCGUUCUAAAAGACCCAAAGUAGAUGAUGAUGAUCACGAGAAUGGAGGUCCUGCCCAAGCUGAGGCAGAUGAAGCGAAGGAAGGAGAGAAGGCAGAGGCUGAGGGCAGCGAUGAAGAGGGGGAAGAUGGAGGAUUUGCUAAAAUGAUGAAGCAUGGACUUAUCGAGGUGGAUGUGGGCAUCACCAAGUAUAUCAGUGACCAUGAAGGCUUCUCAGGAAUCCUAAAAGAAAGAUACUCGGAUUUUGUGGUCCAUGAAAUCAACAAAGAAGGCAAGAUUGUUCAUUUAGACGAUCUUUCUAUUCCUCCAGAUGUUGAGGAAACUCCAGAAGUUUCUGAGCAGCCAGAAGGACCAGAUGUACUGACGGAGGAACAGAAAACUCAGCUUGAAGAGUUGCAGCAAUUUAAGAACAAAGAAGGCAGUGUUUCAAUAGAGGUGUUGGAGGACUCAAAAGAAAAACGAACACAGGUCCACAAAGCCGUCAAGUCUCAGUUCCCAGGGCUGGAGACAAAGACUGAAGACAGGGAUGGACGCAAGUUUAUAGUGGCUUACCAUGCUGCUGGCAAGAAGGCUCUAGCAGCACCAAGAAAACACUUCUGGCCCAAAAAUCGUGGGAUUUUCUGCCAUUUCGUGCUGUACAAGGAAAACAGGGACACUAUGGAUGCCAUAAAUUUGCUUUCAAAGUUUACAAGGCUCAAACCCAAUUUAUUUUCAUACAUGGGAACCAAGGACAAGAGAGCCAUUACUGUGCAAGAGAUUGCUGUGCUGAAGGUCACUGCAGAAAGGCUGGCUCACCUUAACAAGUGUCUCAUGAACCUCAAGCUCGGGAACUUCAGCUACAAAAAUCAACCUCUGAAACUGGGAGAACUGAAAGGAAACCACUUCACCAUAGUCAUCAGAAACAUAACUGGGUCUGAUGAUCAAGUCAACCAAGCCAUGACUUCCCUUAAAGAGACUGGUUUUAUUAACUACUUUGGCAUGCAGCGCUUUGGGACCACUGCUGUGCCCACAUUUAAAGUUGGCAAGGCUAUUCUGAAAAAUGACUGGAAUGAGGUUGUGGAUUUGAUCCUUCUACCUCGAUCUGGAGCGGAAAAAGAAUACCUGGUACGCUGCAGGGAAGAGUGGGCAAAGUCCCAGGACCCAGUGGCAGCACUGAAAAAACUACCCAACAAGCGCUGUGUAGAGGGCCAACUCCUGAGAGGCCUGUCUAUGUAUGGAAAGAAGAACAUUGUACAAGCAUUCGGCCUGAUCCCUCGUAACAACCGCCUCAUGUACAUUCACAGUUACCAGAGUGUGCUGUGGAACACUAUGGUGAGCCGCAGGAUUGAGGCUUUUGGACUGAAGCCAGUAGAGGGCGACCUGGUGCUAAAAGGAACUACAGCCCAUGUGUUGUCUGCUGAAGAGGUUGCAACUCACUCCAUUCACGACGUUGUGAUGCCUUUGCCCGGGUUUGACGUCAUCUACCCUUCACACCAUGUCGGCAGUGGCUACAGAGAGAUGCUAGAAGCAGAUGGACUGGACAUCGACAACAUGCGACACAAAAUAAAGGACUACAGUUUGGCUGGAGCCUACAGACGUGUGGUUAUCAGACCCACUGAUGUCAGCUGGGAGGUGAUUCAGUACGACGAUCCAAGAGUUCCCCUGGUGCACACAGAUGUCGAGAAAUUGGAGAACAAAACAGCUCCAGUCUUCAACACCGAGGGAAAAUAUCGAGCAUUGCGGAUGGAGUUUUCACUACCAUCCUCUACAUAUGCUACAAUGGCAAUCCGAGAAGUGCUCAAGUUGGACACAAGCAUAAAGAAACAGACAGAGCUCAACACAACCUGGUUCAACUGAGACCACAGCCUAGUUUAUUUACUCUGGGGUGCAAAAUACACCCAAGUAGUAAGGCUCCCCACUCUGCCAUGCAUUCUAUGUGCAGGAGCAACUGGGUUACUUCAUAACUUAUUAUAUGAGGUGUAAUAAUAAUUUAUGACUUAAGAUUUUUAAACCCAUUUUUACUUUUCAAAUGGCAUACUGUAAUUUUAUGCCACUUAAAUACAGACUUAGGAUAAAAAUCUUCAACUGUAUAGUAUGUUUUAUUAACAUGUGAAUAAACUCUUAAUAAGAGAAAUGAGUGACAC
This is a messenger RNA of Boleophthalmus pectinirostris (great blue-spotted mudskipper), 2195 nucleotides long. It is a transcript of the gene pus7, whose product is annotated as pseudouridine synthase 7. NCBI's taxonomy places the organism in Eukaryota, Metazoa, Chordata, Actinopteri, Gobiiformes, Gobiidae. Gene Ontology annotation, biological process: pseudouridine synthesis. Gene Ontology annotation, cellular component: nucleus. The annotation marks the transcript as partial. The record is from RefSeq and is a predicted model, not a curated record. Gene Ontology annotation, molecular function: RNA binding; pseudouridine synthase activity. The transcript is spliced from 15 exons.